GCAACUUUGUAAAUACUACCCGGGCCCUUCUUUCUUCUCAUCUACCAUCAUGCCUCUCGUUCGUGACCAUAUUGAGGGAUAUCCAGAGACAAUUCCUUUCACCAAGCAAGGUGUGGAGGUCCCUGGAACGAAGAAACCAGGACAAACUGGUCAUUACCGGAAUGGAGUUUGGGGCUUGUUGACCAGGAAUACACCCAAUGCACUUACCACUAUCACGGAGAUAUAUGAUAGUGGUAUGCGCGUCGGCAAAGACGCGCCGUUUCUCGGCCGUAGACCGCUUAUUUCAACGAAUCCUGUAAAGUACGCACCGUAUUACGAAUGGCAAACUUGGGGUCAGGUCGACCAUCGCCGGCGGUGCGUAGGCAGCGCCCUCUCUUUACUCUUUAAGACCGGGAAGCUUGGGGGCGCCGGAGAAUUAGAAACAGUCGGAAUCUGGGCUAUGAACAGACCUGAGUGGCAGAUUGUCGAUCUUGCUAUUGCUACCUAUGGAAAGGUAGAUGUAAGUAUAUACGAUACACUCGGGAAGGAUGCUGUAGAAUAUAUAAUCAACCACUCUCAUGUCACCUCUGUGUUUACCAGCGCAGACCACAUCCCUACACUCCUCAAACUCAAGCCGAAAAUUCCGAUGCUGAAAGCAGUUGUGUCCAUGGACGACUUCACAGCAGAGACGAGAACUAUUCUUACACAAUGGGGUUGGUCUGUUGGCGUCCAUGUAAUGGACAUGAAGGAAUUCGAAGCCAUUGGCGAAGCAAACUUAAUAGAACCUAUCCCGGCUACUCCAGACCAAUUGGUGUCUAUUUGUUAUACAUCAGGAACAACUAGUAACCCGAAAGGCGCGAUGUUGACGCAUGGCAUGCUUGCUUUGUCUGUUCAAGCAAAUCUGUACGGUUUGAAUCUUCCUGAUGAAGGUUCAACAAUGUCCUACCUGCCGCUUGCUCACAUCUAUGAACGAAUUACCGAACUAGCAACGAUAUCUACUGGUGCAAAGAUCGGAUAUUUCAGUGGUGAUCCUUUGCGACUCAUUGAAGACUGUCAAAUCCUCAAGCCCAGUUUAUUCCCUUCUGUUCCCCGUGUGUUGAAUCGUGUGUAUCAAGCAGCCAUGCUUGCUGGUGACGUCCCAGGAUUCAAAGGAGCACUAUUCCGAAAGGCGAUCCAGGCCAAGAUGGAAAAAUUACACGCGACAGGGGACAAUACUCACUUCUUCUGGGAUAAACUGGUGUUCCGUAAAAUCCAGGCCGUCUUAGGUGGUAACUUGGUCCUUGUUACUUGCGGUUCUGCCCCCAUCCAUGGUGAAGUCCUCGAUUUCCUCAAAAUUGCUCUUGCAUGUGAUGUGCUUGAAGGAUAUGGAAUGACGGAAAAUUGCGGUACUUGCACUAAAUGUUGGCCUUUCGACCCUUCGGCCAGUGGCACCGUUGGUCCUCCACAGGCGGUAACUGAGAUCAAGUUGAUCGACGUGCCUAGUAUGAACUAUACGUCAGAAGACAAGCCUCGACCUCGCGGGGAACUUUGUGCGCGAGGUGAAAAUAUUAUGAAGAAGUACCACAAAGACGAGAAAAAUACACAGGAGGCUGUUGACGAGGAAGGUUGGCUGCACACAGGAGACGUUGCAGAGAUCGAUGACUUUGGUCGGGUCAGAAUCAUUGACCGAGUUAAAAACAUCAUGAAACUAGCUCAAGGAGAAUAUGUUGCCGUAGAGAAGAUUGAAAACACCUACAGCUCAUCUGCGGCGGUCGCUCAGCUGUUUGUGCAUGGUGACUCAUUACAGUCUUACCUAGUGGGCGUUGUCAUUCCGGAUCCAUUGCACCUCUCCGCCAUCGCUUCUCGCCUUUCUAGUAGCAAAGUGACACCGGAUGAUGUAAAGUCCUUGGGUGAAGCUUGCAAGCAACCGGAAGUGGUCAAAGAAUUUGUGAAUAUCCUCGAUAAAGAAGCAAAGAAGGGAGGAUUGAAAGGAUUCGAGACCCUGAAGCGAAUCCACCUGAGUCUCGAUCCCUUCUCAGUUGAAGAUGGAACACUCACCCCGACUUUCAAGAUCAAAAGGAAAGAUGCGUAUAAGAAAUUUAAGGCUGAGUUGGACGCACUGUAUUCAUUAGGAGAACCUGGCGCCGGGUCGAAACUUUAGAUAUCUAAUAAUGGUAAAUUAUGAUCGUCACAGUCGCAAUACACGACUAAAUAUCUCCUUGGACCCGGCGUGCGAUGAAUGACAAGCUAUCACGGCGGGUGCAGUACCACCGUAGCGCAACGGGACAUGGCGAGUCCGGUGUUUCAAGGAUACGGGGACUUUGUAAACAACGGCAAGAAAAAUUGAAACUUCAAGCGCGUGGACAGCGGGACGACCCGACUUUUGACGCGCGCAGUAUCAAAUAAGUAAUAGGUGAUAACGUCAAAAAACGACUAUU
Lentinula edodes (shiitake mushroom) is the source of this 2396-nucleotide messenger RNA. Its product is annotated as long-chain-fatty-acid-CoA ligase. Gene Ontology annotation, cellular component: endoplasmic reticulum; membrane. Gene Ontology annotation, molecular function: long-chain fatty acid-CoA ligase activity. The record is from RefSeq and is a predicted model, not a curated record. NCBI's taxonomy places the organism in Eukaryota, Fungi, Basidiomycota, Agaricomycetes, Agaricales, Omphalotaceae. Gene Ontology annotation, biological process: long-chain fatty acid metabolic process. The transcript has 14 exons. Bases 50 to 2119 code for a protein of 689 amino acids.